Molecule: messenger RNA, 1982 nt
Organism: Frankliniella occidentalis (western flower thrips)
Lineage: Eukaryota; Metazoa; Arthropoda; Insecta; Thysanoptera; Thripidae
Gene: kune
Exons: 4
Coding region: 65-730 (221 amino acids)
Biological process (GO): regulation of tube size, open tracheal system; septate junction assembly
Cellular component (GO): membrane; septate junction
Source: RefSeq, a predicted model, not a curated record
UGCAUUAUGGGUAUGUCAGGUGGGUUGGGUUGGAGAUGAACGCUACUUCAGAACGAAAACAAACAUGGGUUCCAAGUCAAAAACUGGAUUAAUUGCAACGAGUUUUGCUGUUUUGGCGUUUGUUUUCGUCCUUAUUGCUUUCGUAACACCUUGCUGGCUUGAAACAGAUGGUCAGCUAGAGAAACCAAAGUUCAUAAGAAUAGGUCUGUGGCAAGUGUGCUUCAAAGACUUUGAAGACACCCGUCAUUAUUAUGACACAAAAUUCUAUCAAUGUUGGUGGGUCUUUGAGGAAGAAUACUACAUAAUUCAUGACAUUCUACUUCCAGGAUUCUUUGUGGCCACCCAGUUUUUCUUCACUUUAUGCUUCACAUUGUUAUUGAUUUCAACAUUCCUAGUUGCCUUGUACAUUUGUUGUCACAAAGACCAUUCUAGAUAUGUUCUACUGCUUUUGGUAAUUGGUAGCUGCCUCAUCAUAGCAGCUUUGUCAGGCACCAUAGCAGUCAUCGUGUUUGGAGCAAAUGGCGACAGUCGAGUUUGGAUGCCUAAUUGGGAGCAUAAUGAUAUUUCCUGGUCCUAUGCAUUGGCUGUGCUAGGCACACUGUUCUUGUACAUCUCAGGUGUUCUCUAUCUGGUGGAAGGUAGAGUGAUCAACAUGAAGCGUAAGAUGGCAGAUCAAGCUGAGGGGGGUUACCACAUGGAGACACGUAAAACAUCUCAGACCACUAUAUGAAAUCAAACUCAUGUUUAAAGCACAAUGAAUGUAUACAAUGUACAUUUGCACAAUUAUUCCAUUCCAUUUGAGGAUAAAUGUUAUAUUGUUUUUCUCAAUUUUCUUCUUCAAAUUAAAAUUUGAAGUUCGGUUUCUUAAGUUGGUGUUGUAAAAACAUCCUUUUUUUUUCAACUUUUUUAGCUGUGUUAGUUUGGCUUAAACUUGUAGCCAAUGUCAGUGUGUACUCUAAAAACAAGUCCGUCCUUAUUGAGAUAUUAUGAAUUAAUUUAUUCCUGUUGCAAUGCUGCUUUGCCUCAGUUAUAUUUGUACAUGUUAGAAAUAUUUUAUUGUAGCUAAAAUUGUAUACCCCUGUAAGUUUGGUGCCUUUGCCAGGAUUCAUAUCCUGUUGACAAAUAUUGAGGAUUUGACUCUAAUGUUACCAGUUUUAAUUGAUUUAUUUUAUAAGCAUUCCUCUCAUCUCUUCCAUUGUGAAUUAUGUUUUGAUAUUCAUAUUUUUACCAGAAAUGUUUUGUUUCACUUUAAAUGAAACUUUUAUAUAGUGAUAUUGAUCACAUAAGUGAAAACAGUCUGUUUUAUUCUAAUAUUGCAUUGUUUUUAAACUUUACAUAGAUUUAUGAAAGAUCUUUCUCAAGAAUCUCAUUUUAUACUAUCAUCAGAUAUAACAUGCAAGUGCCGACAACGUAUUACGUUCACAAUGUACUGGAUUUGUAUCUCAAUUACUUCUUGUAAGAAGUCUGUAAGACUGCACUCCUCUAGUGUCCUGAGCGCCAACAGUAUUUAUGAAUCACAGCUAUAGAAUGAAUGAUGCUUUGCAUUCUUGGAAAGUUAUACGAUCUUACUAAAUGGUACAAAUUGUGUUUCCCUAUUUACAAGUUAGUAUGUCACAAUGUCACAAUAUUGUCUAUGAAUGGACCCUUAGUAUCUUUUUACAUAUUUCAUUUCAAAAUGUUUCCCAUUACUUCAACAUUUUUUAACUGAAUGUGGUGACAUUUUAAUGAAAAGUAUGCUCAUUGUGCUAUUUCACAGCACUCAAGUUUUAAUAAUGUACAGACUUAAUCAAGUUCCGUAUGUGCCUUAGAACUUACAAUUGGAAUGUUUUUGUAGGUGAAUGUGUUAUGUGGGACUUAAAGUUUUGAACAAAAUGAACUGCACCCUUGUUGAUUUUAGUGUCUUUGCCCAUCUCUUUUUUAUGUUUAUUUAUAUCACUGAAUGUGCCUUUUGUGAAUAGACCAUACUUAAGAAACUUUCAAAA